Amoebophrya sp. A25 is the source of this 6998-nucleotide messenger RNA. Lineage: Eukaryota; Dinophyceae; Syndiniales; Amoebophryaceae. The record is from the annotation of a GenBank genome assembly.
GCGAAGUAUAGAUCGCUUGUCGCGGUCCGGGAAAGCGGUCCAGGAAUCUCUAUCUUUGAGAUUGAUAAAGAGACUUCAUGUUGGCCAUGGGUUCGAUUUAAUCUUAUAUAUAAAUAUGUAAAGAUGAUUCAGAACAGAUGAUCAUGAUAUUAAUCUAAUAGCAGAGAGGAUAUUCAUAUUCAAGAUAACUGUAAAUCCUAGUUGCCGUUGCCCUCGUAGUGAAUACUUUUUUCCCGCGCCACAUGCUUCGCAUACGCACGCUCGACAUAAAAUGUACAACGAGUCAGCACUCGUUUGUUGAAGCCCCUACUUUACUAUAUAUCGGUAUCCUGCCCUAGGAUCGUGGUUAAGUUUUGAGACCAGUUGGUAGAAUCUGGCCACCUCGGGUGGUAUUUUUUUCUGCUCUGAGACUAGAAAGUCUUUGAACAUCUGCCCUCCAACACUGGAUUGAACCAUGAGCAAUAUUUUGUGUGCGCAGUCGCAUUUUUUGCAUUGCUUAUUCAUAUUUACGUAGUAAAAGAUGUGUCACCUCUACUAGCAAAUAGAUACAUGAUAAUUAUAUUGGAGAAAAUUCAACUAAGGACUGCAAAAAUCCGGACAAAGUUCAAUCCUCUCGGGCAUGAUACGAAUCCGCAGAACACUCGCCGCCUACUGCGCUCCCUUCUGGAAAACCCUCACCCAAUUGCGAGCCAAGAACCUCGGGCGCCCUCCAAAUCCCCGCGCCCCUCCAGAAUCCCCCAGCAUACAUUUGCAGGCUGGUGCGGUGGACUCUGGAGGGGCGCGGGGAAUCACAUAAAACGAAACCAAAAGACAGAAAAACCAAGAGAGAGCAAGUUGCAAAAGUCGCUAAGCGAAGCACUUCCAGGACGAGGAGGCGACAAUAGUGACCGUUUUUGUGCAGUUCUUAGUUGACUUAGCGCCAUUCUAAUCAGCCACCUGCAGAAGCACGAGAGGCGCAGCGAGCACGCUACACCAUCGAAACUUAACAAAAAGAGGAGGCGGGACGCCCUUUGGCUCGUCUGUUGCGCUGCGGGCUGCUCCCCUGGGCAGUGCUCUCCCAACACAUGCGAAAGCACUCAAGGCGAAGCACCAAGCGGGUGCAUUUUGUUCACUUAAUCAAUUGACUCACUCACCCGAGUGGGCUGGUUCUUCAGAUGCAACAACUACCAAAGCGCGCGCGGGCAAGGUAGUCAAGCUACAAACUUCGAAGCAACACAGGGGCACGCGCUUGCUUCUGUUCGGGUUGUUGUGUCAAAUAGGUGACCUCGGUUGCAUGUUGACUAGCUAUUUCAUCUAUUACUUUAGAACUGGCUCGCCCAGUCGUUGGGGUUCUCUAGUAGGUUACUACUGGAGGAGUCUGCCGCGCUCUUAUUAGCAUGAUACAAGUUCUCGAGGUCGAAAAAGUCAUCAUCUAGAUGCAGAUCCUCCUCCUCAGUAUAUGAAUCAACAACAUCGUCUUCAGACAAGAGGCGCUCGCGCUUCUUGUUGUUGUUGUUGUUGUUGUCCUCCCCGCCCUCAGGGGUAACCCCAGCGACCAUACUUUUUACGAAAUUAUGUGCGCACAAGGGGCACAGGGACUCCGACGCCCUCGUGGUAGCGAAGGAGGGAGGGUGCUUCCACGAUAUGCCACCGCGGAAGCAGCGGCCCUUCUUUCCCAGGAAUGCGUCGAUAUUUGCCCGAGUGAAAUGGCGGGAAUUGGUUUCCAACGUAUUGUAUGAGCAUCCAAUCAAAUGUAAAUGCUUGAGCAUCACCGCCGUUCGCCCUUUUUGCGCACAUAGAAAGUCCCUCGCGCCUUCGGUUAAGUUCAGCCAGCUAACGCCGCUGAUCCCCGAGAUAUUCGUCGAGAAAUCGUUAGCAUUUAGAAAUAUAGCAUGCUCAGAUAUCCCUUCAAAUGGGAACUUGUCCUCUUCGAUUUUCAAUCGGAAGUAGAACACUUUGUUAUACGGUAUCCCACUCUUGCUCGGAGGCAUGAAUAGUCCCUCCAUGGCGUUGAUAAUCGUGGACUUGCCAGAUCCUUUCGCCCCAGAGAAACACAAGACGCGCGCCCGGUCUGGAAAUUUGCCAUCUAGCGCAGCCUUCAACCAAAGCCCCAUCUUCUCCCUGGAGGUUUCACCAUCUUCAUAGACCUCUUUUUCGUCAUGGAAAUCUAUGCCCUGGAUUAACGAAGCACACAACUCUCCUGGCGUCUCACAGGUACACUCCUGCUGGCCCGCUCGCUCGUAAAAGAAGCGAAAGGAGAUCCGCUCCUUCCGCAAGUUAUUCGACAGGACCCGGUCAUGUAUUGCGGGGAUUAGAGGAGGAGAACGAGCAAGGGCUUCAGAGCAAGAAAAGACCUAAGCGGACUGAAGGGAACGCCGCUGAUUUUCGUUCCCCUAAGAAGUGAAACUAUGAAGGACUAUAGCUAUACACUGCGAGCCUACUGUCCGUAAUUUGUACUCCGCAUUUGCUCGCUCCCCCUCCUUGGAGAUCCAGCGAGACAUGCGCAGGUAUGGUAUGGCAGCGAGGCCCUUGCCCUGGUGCUCGUCGCACUUCUGCGCGAUAUACGCGGAGAAGUCGCUCAGCGUAGCUAGCUGCGGAUGGUUGGAAACGACAGAGUAAAUGUCCUCCCGAUUACAGGGGCGCCGGGCGAGACCAGAGAUCUGCUUUCCCUGUUAAACUUAGACGCUGACCCCCGCCCUGGAGGUCUUAUGAGGGCAGCCACCUUCGAUGCCCUUUCUUGGUGGCAGCCCUCACCGAGCCUAGACCCCCCCAGCGGUAGCCUUAAUCAUCCAAGAGCUGAUGUGGGAGCUCCAUGUUUAAGAGGAGCGGCUCCAAGUCGAUGAUAAACUUGCCUUCGUUUGGAACCAUCAAAUAUUUCAGAAGCCGCAUGCGGUGGCUGAAAGUCCCAACAUUUUCGAUGACGCAGUGUCGCGCAUCCAUGACAAUACCCUCCUCCUUCUUGAGAAAUUCCCAAACAUAAAAAGCAAUGUCACACUCGUUCUGCUUGGAGCGGCCAGCGAAUCCAAGGUAGGUGUGGUGGUGCAGUUCGUCACUCUUGUGUGGCUCCUGAAAAACCCCCAGGCUGACCUUCUUCAGAAAUUCAGCCGGAGGCAUCUUCGCUCUCAUCUUCGUAUCACGGUCAUCCAAGAAGGCCUUUACCGCCCUCCUGAAGCGUGACAGAGUGUCCUCCUUCGAUAUUGGCGAGAGACAGCCCGGCUUGUCCGAGUGGCUCCAAGUGAAAACCACGUCCCUAGCGCAGCACCCCUGCGUGAGAAUGCUGGACGUCUCAUGCUUCUUAGCCCCUCCGAAGAAGCUGGCGACGGCGUCGUCGAUGGUCACCUUCUUCUUCGGUGCCAUGCUGGCAACCAAGCAACAAACCUACCAACAACAAAAAAUGACGAACCACCUACCAAAAACAAGGGAGAAAAAUGGGGACACCCAUUGGCCUACAGAAGUGCGGGCAGAAAACUGGCCAGCAUUCGACUUACUACGCACCCCAAGAAGAAAAUAUGAGCGACAGAGCCCGAAAGUCAAGAACUAAAGCCCAACCCUUCUUGAAAAACGCCACGAAAUUGAAUAAGUCCCUCUAUUGUUUGCCGGGUUCCCGCUCGCAAGGCCAUUUUUGGAAAAAAAUCUGAAGACAUCUUUUCAGUUUUUUCAUCAAAAAUGGCCUAGCGAGCGGGAACCCGGCAAACAAUAGAGAGGUUUAUUCAAUUCCGGCGAAACCCCCGCAAACUUCCCCGCUGAAAUACUUCAAAAGAGUGCGAAAAACGCCAGCAAAUCGCCCCGACAAUCUGCAAACACACGGCGGCGCGCGUCCUCAAAGGUCUGACCAUUUAAAGGCGGCGGCGUGUCUCUCUUCCUUGUAACUAAUCCCACGCGCGGCCCAUCUAAGUACGUCCCUACACUCAUGGAGCUGAGGAGGCUACCGGUGUGCACUCAGGCAACUACUGGAAAAAGUAGAAGCUAUUACUAUCUAACCUAGUUUAGACCUGCUGGCCACGCCAAUGAAACUUCUUGCCCAAACGCUCUAAAAGCAGCGAAUCAUCUUCCCCCUCAACAUCGCCCCCCGGGCUACUUCCCAGGCCCUGCUCUAAGCCUUCAGGCGCGUCAACUUCCCCCCCAUCCCCUGAGGAGUCGCCAUCUAGUGGCUCAUCAAUGAGACAAAGCAAGAACUUAGGCGAAGCGAUCUCCUUCCCCUCCACAUAUAUACAGCCACCAUAGCGCGCGAACGUGUGGAACGCGGUCAAGCGUGGCACGGUAAGCGUGUGCCGCUUCUUAGGCUCUGCGCGGGGGUCCAAGACUAAACCAAAACCCGGCAAGUUGGCAGCAAGCUGCUCCAGUGGCGUGCCCGGUUCAUAACAUCGCAAGACCCCUUUCGCGCUAGCUAUAAAAGCAUCUGCGACGGAUUUCCCAUGUUUUUCGGCGAAAAAGUUGACAGAUACGGACGAGCAAAAACCCAAGAAAGAGCCCGGGCCGUCAAAUAGCAUAGUGCCAACAAGUUCCAAGCAACGAAAUCCCCGGGCCGUAUCGCUGUAGAAUGAAAUAGAGUCCAUAUUCGGACAGAGUUCCCGCACCUUCUGCAAAGCCGUGGCCAAAAAUUGCAGCGUAAUGCGCCCCGUCUUCCGCAUGCCUUUUGCGGUGGAAAUCACUGGGAUGCUCACACCAACUCCGCCGAAAAAUAUAACCACGCUAAGGAGCUCAUGGGUAGACCCUAAGCUGAAAAAUUCCGCGCUGGUUCCCCGGUUAGAAGUAAGCCGGACCCCACCAGCGAAGUCAAAAAUGGCCACGACAUUCGUCAAGCUGGCACAAGCCACAGCCGCGUCAAACUCCUCCCGUAUGCGCGCCGCGAGUGCUUCAUGCUUUUCCAGAGCUUGAAAAAGCUCCUUGUGUUGCGCUGGCACUUUCCCCGGCUUUUCACAUGCCAAGGCCUCUGCCCGGAUUAGUCGCUGGGAAUCCAAAGAGGAAACCACCCCAGAACCCCGCAGGAUAUACCUCACCCGGAGGGCCUUCAGCCUCUCACAAUAAUCACAAAGGUCCCGGCUCUUCGGCACUCGCUUCGCAGGGCUGUGACGCAUCGCAGUCGAAACAGAAACACCCGCAGCAGCUGCCACAUUCGUGGCCAAAGCAGUCGCCGGGCUCGUGAAUAUAAACCCCCCACGACUGUCCCGGCCAACCUCCGGGCGGUUCUUCCAAGCUUCUGCAACACGCUCACGGCGGUCGACUGCUUGAGCAGAUGACGCACGUCGUCGCUUGUUCGGGCUGCUGCUGUUCACGUCAGCCGGCUCAUGGCGAGACACCGAGGCAAACGCGGCCCAUUUUCCCCGUGAAAUUGAGGGCAGCGCCCUUAUGAUCGUCUCUUUCUCUUCCGCCUUGGUGUCGGGCUGGUUCAUGAAGUUGCACAACUCCAAGAAGAUGGCGCAACCAUCUGCCCCGAGAAGGGGGCAACAAUCAGACGACAAGAACCCACCAGACUUCAAAACCUCCCGCAGAUUCGCGGCACGCCGUCGGCGUUGCCUCUCCCCCAGGUCUGCGACACCCUCAGACACAGGACGGCCCGCGCGCGGCUCCAUUUUUUUAAUUGCCUGACAGUGUGCAGCACUUUUCGCUAGUAAUACAAAGACAAACCACACCCAUAAACAAACGCGGCACCCUUGUGCACAACGCAGCCCCUGCGCAUGGAUGCGGGCGGCGGCGGCGUCGGCGGGCUUUCUUCGCGACGCGUUCCCCCCUGGCUGUGCGUCCCCCCUGGCUGUGCGUCCCCCCUGGCUGUGCGGCCCUCCCUGGCUGUGCGUGAGGCAGCGGGCACCCCUGGGCGUUUACAGCAAAGCCCUGGCGCGUGCAACGACGAGCGCCCUUGCGCGGGCUGCGGCGGCGGGGGCAGGCUCUCCCUGUGUAAUUACCCUACCCGGCGCGAGAGCCUAGGGGCGCCGGGCGUUCAUCGAAGGGGGCACACACACACACACACACACACGCACCCAGAAAACAAAACACCAACGGGGGGCAGGCUCUCCCUAAUUAAUACCCCCACCCGGCGCGAGAGCCUCGGGGCGCCGGGUGGUCAAAAGUCCAACACUUAACAACAUGAAAAGACCCAAGAACGAAGAACCUCGGGCGGAGUGUCUCAAACCUCUCCGAUUAUGGCGAAAAAUUCGACCACAGACAAGUGGAGUUAGAAUGGAGAAAAUUCAACUAAGGACUGCAAAAAUCCGGACAAAAUUCAAUCCUCUCGGGCAUGAUACGAAUCCGCAGAACACUCGCCGCCUACUGCGCUCCCUUCUGGAAAACCCUCACCCAAUUGCGAGCCAAGAACCUCGGGCGCCCUCCAAAUCCCCGCGCCCCUCCAGAAUCCCCCAGCAUACAUUUGCAGGCUGGUGCGGUGGACUCUGGAGGGGCGCGGGGAAUCACAUAAAACGAAACCAAAAGACAGAAAAACCAAGAGAGAGCAAGUUGCAAAAGUCGCUAAGCGAAGCACUUCCAGGACGAGGAGGCGACAAUAAUGACCGUUUUUGUGCAGUUCUUAGUUGACUUAACGCCAUUAUAAUAGACUUACGUACGAUCAUGUCCUCUACGGGAAGGAGUUUGGGCUACAACGAGGAACGGAUACAAAGAACAGGGCGAGAUGGGGCCAUAAAUAAUACUAGAGAUUUCAGUCAGACAAGAGAAACAAGAAGCUGCGAAAACAAUGAAUGGUAUCAGAACGCCUUGCGGAUAUCAGACAAGAAUCAAUCGUUGAAGAUUUCUUUAAAACGAAUGAACCUCGGAAAAAAUGCUGCCUCUGCCCCUCUGUGUACUACGCCUGUAAUGCUUCAUCAGUUCUUGCCAGCAGUGUUUUUUGACUAUCGAUCUUAUGUAGCUAUAUUAUAUGUAUCUACAUUUAUAUGUUCCAGGGGUGCGAAGUGAAGAGGCGCUUCCUCGUCCGUGGUCGUGAGGCGUGUAUUUCUUUGCAGCGAAGAAGACAACUAAAACGACAGCACUGGUGUGUCCCGGUGUUGCUAAACUCCGUCCCGUUUGUCUCC